CUUGCCAUGGAGUUGUGACUUCACACUGUGACUGACCAAUCGCACCACAGAGAUAUUACUGUGAUCACUAAUCGACCAAUCGCAACAUGGGAGGCGUGGCCAAAACAGCCACUUUGGAUGGGCCAAUCACGCCAUGUGGGGCGUGGCUUCGCUUAAAGGGGACAUUGCCUGGUAUUUUUGUCGUGCCUGCCCGGUGUUUUCCCCCUGUUGCACUGUGGGGAGGGGAGUAUUUAACAACUCACUGCACCUAUUUUUAGCUUCAUCUCCCACCCCAAUUUCUCAUUCUCUGGCCCCUUAAGAAACUUGGGCGUGUCCCCUCUUGGAAAGCCGUGUAGUUCUUGUUUGUGGAGGACUGGGUGGGGUUUAGAGAAGAAGCUGGGCUGAGCCCGAUCUAUCCUGUCCCCAGGCCACCCUGAGUGACUAGGGACAAGCCUGGGAGCCAAGACUCCUGGGUUCUCUCCCUGGCUGGGAGAGGGGAGUGGGGGGCUGGGAGCCAGGACUCCUGGGUUCUCUCCCUGGCUGGGCGCGGGAAUUGGGGGCUGGGCGCCAGGACUCCUGGGUUCUCUCCUUGGCUAGGGGAAGGGAGUGAGGGACUGGGAGCCAGGACUCCUGGGUUCUCUCCCCGGCUCUGGGAGGCAAGUGGGGUCUAUUGGUGGCCCUGGUGCCAUGAGGGGGCUGCCCCCUGCCAUCUAGACAUCCACAGGGAUGCAGAUCUGUCACAAAGCUUGGCACCCUCAGCUCUCACCUGCACCCAGAGGGACACCAGGGGUGGGGCAUGAGGCAGGUGUGGAGGGAUUUGCAGAGUGGGCCAUGGGGCAGUGGUGUGGGAAGGAGGAAGCACGGGGCAAAAGGACCCCACCCAGAGUGGUUGCUGUGGAGAUGGGGGGGCCUAUGGACCAACGGGGUACAGCGGUGGCAGCACACCUCUUCUUCUUUCUUUAACACCCAUCACCCUUCUGCCAGAUCCCUCGCUCCAGAGCCCUGUUACUUUUCGUAGCCUGGUGGUUUUUUUACUGGUCAUUGUAAUAAAUUCCUAGGAGCUGGAAACAUUAUAAGGAAAAUAAGUUCUCUCCUGGCCCCCGGCCUGGUUGAAGUCUGCAUGGCAGACCUUGGGCAGCGUUAUGUAUGGCUGUUCCCAGCUGCCUCACCCCAGAGCUGGCUGCAUCUCAGCGCCAGGUAAACCGUCUCUGUGCAGGCCGUGGGCGCGCUGCAGAGAACCUGCAUCCGUAGUCAGUUUCGUGUCUGUGGCUGACCUGCCUGGAGGGAAGUGGCAGGUGAAAGGAAGUGAGUGAGCAUCACGGAGGUGGCUGUCUCCUGCCCAAGCUGCAGAAGGAAGCCGGGGUGCUGUGCUGCAGGUCGAGGGGGCUGGGCAGGGGCCGCUGUCCCCUAGCAGGCAGGGCUGGGCACUGUGGGAGCACCAUGGGGCAGGGGGCAGGACAGGGGGCGCUUUCCCCUGGCAUUGGGAGGUACCGUUGGGUGGUGCAGUAUGGGGCCAGCACCCUUGGUGCAAUCGCUACAAACACAGGAACUGGCCCCCCCGCCUCCCCCAGUGCAGGAAACCACAGGGGCGGAAGCGCCGCUCAGCUUCGGGGACUUGGUGCUGAGCCACCCGCGCCCUGGUGGGCCGAGUGGAGCAGGUGCAGGGGGGCCUCAGGGAUGCGCUGAGCGACCAUGGAUGAGGAGGGGCCGGCGGAGCAGGAGUCAUGGUCCCCAGUGCAUCGGGAGCGGUCCCAGACCUCGGGGUCCCUGUCCGAGGGCUCGGGGAAGAAGCGGAAGCAGCAGGGGGCACCUGGCAUGGGGCAGCGGGGGCCUGAGCCCCAGACCUCCGAUGACAAGGAACCCUGCACCAAGCGGGUGAAACCUGUCACCAAGACCCUGUCGGGCUCGGGGGCCCCCUCGGCCAAGGUGACACCGCUGAAACGCCUGAGCCAGUCGAUCCAGAGGUCCAUCAGCUUCAAGACGGAGCCCCGCCCCCCUGGCUACGUCCCGCCCUCCCGAACCGGGGGCUGCCGGCGCCGCAGCAGCAAACUCUGGAGCGAGACUUUCGACCGGGUCAGUGAGGAGCUCUCGGCCCACGAGGUGAAACGCCAGGAGGUGAUCUUCGAGCUGAUGCAGGGGGAGCAGCAACUGGUUGACGAUUUGAACCUGGUCAAGAAGAACUACUAUGAGCCGAUGCUGACGCUGGCCAUCCUGCCCGAGGCCGAGCUGCGCGAGAUCUUCGGGACCCUGGAUUCCCUGGCCCCACUGCACGAAGACUUGCUGGGGCGUCUGAUGGGUCUGAGGCAGGAGGACGGGACGGUGCCUGAGCUGGGACCCACCCUGCUGGACUGGCUGCCCAGGUUGCGGGCCUAUGAAUCCUACUGCUGCCACCAGGUGUGGGCCAAGGCGCGGCUGGACCGGUGCAAGCGGGAGCCGGCAGUGGGGGAAUUCCUGCGCCUGUGCCAGGAGUCGGCCUUCAGCCGCAAGCUGGAGCUCUGGAGCUUCCUGGACCUGCCCCGCAGCCGCCUGGUCAAGUACCCCCUGCUGCUGCGGGAGGUGCUGCGCCAGACGCCCCCCGAGCACCCCGACCACGGGGCCCUGCAGCGGGCGGUGGCGCUGGCCCAGGACCUGGUGGGGCUGAUCAACAGGAGGACGGGGGAGGCCGAGUGCCGCUACUACCAGCAACGGCUGAGCUACCCCGACGGGACCCCUCGGCACCCCAGCAUCCAGCGCUCCAGCCUGCUGCUCUGCCACGGGGAGCUCCGCAACAGCAAGGGGCAGAGGCUGCACGUGUUCCUGUUCCAGGAGGCGCUGGUGCUGACCCGGCCCAUCCUGCAGGGUGAGCAGGUCAUGUUCCAGGUCCAGGGCCCCCCCCUGCCCGUCGCCCAGCUGGAGGUGCAGGACCUGCCUGACGGGGGGGCCCGGCUCGGGGGGGCCCUGCGCGAGCGCGCCAGGAGCUGCCUGCGGGUCAGCGCCGGGGCCCAAGCCCACAUGCUGCAGGCGGCCGACGCCUUCGACAAGCAGCAGUGGCUGAGCCGCCUGCGCCAGGCCCUGGUCCCCCGACCCCCUGUGGAGCUCGACUGCAGCCUGGGGCCCCUGGCUGCCCUGCGCCUGGACUGUGACCCCCCCAUGGACCACACCUGAGCCAGGGCACCCCCCGGUGCCAGCACCUAGGGUUCAUCGUCACGUGGAGCUGAGAGCUGAGCCACCCGGAUGCCUGGGUCCUGCCGUGACGCCGGCCUGCCGAGCUGGAUUCAUCUUUCUCCAUCUCUCUCCUGGGUCCAUCCCCCCCGCCCCCGCUCCUGUAUUUAUUGCAGCCGAGGGUUAUUAACCCCGUGCAGGCUGCUCUCGGGCCGUCUCCUCUCCCACGGCGGUCCUACCCCCCCAGGUUGGAAGACGAAGGUGCCCCCUGGCCACCCUGGAUUGGGAGUGGGGGGCCCUCGCGUGUCCCUGAUGCCCUGUACCCCUCCCCCAGCCUUUCUGUGACCAGCUGCCAAUAAACGUGUGAUGGUUUUG
This is a messenger RNA of Gopherus flavomarginatus (Mexican gopher tortoise), 3495 nucleotides long. RefSeq names its product rho guanine nucleotide exchange factor 3-like. NCBI's taxonomy places the organism in Eukaryota, Metazoa, Chordata, Testudines, Testudinidae. Gene Ontology annotation, molecular function: guanyl-nucleotide exchange factor activity. Gene Ontology annotation, biological process: positive regulation of Rho protein signal transduction; intracellular signal transduction. Bases 1672 to 3123 code for a protein of 483 amino acids. The record is from RefSeq and is a predicted model, not a curated record. The transcript has 12 exons.